Messenger RNA from Leishmania mexicana MHOM/GT/2001/U1103, 2658 nucleotides. RefSeq names its product metallo-peptidase, Clan MA(E), Family M41. Gene Ontology annotation, biological process: protein-containing complex assembly; mitochondrial protein processing. The transcript has a single exon. The record is from RefSeq and is a predicted model, not a curated record. Bases 1 to 2658 code for a protein of 885 amino acids. NCBI's taxonomy places the organism in Eukaryota, Euglenozoa, Kinetoplastea, Trypanosomatida, Trypanosomatidae. Gene Ontology annotation, molecular function: ATP hydrolysis activity; ATP-dependent peptidase activity; ATP binding. Gene Ontology annotation, cellular component: m-AAA complex.
AUGCAGUCACUCGCAGCUAUGACGCCAAGCUACCUCUCGACCGCGCUCCAGUCCCGCUACACACGUGUGCCUGUCACCGGAACACAGCCAGCGCAGACCCCUCGCACACCAACUUCACUCUCAGACGUAAUGGCGACCAUUCGCCGUCUCUCCUAUGCGGACCGGCUGCAUCUCCAUAUCGGUGCGCCUCUUCAUGUCGAAGACGUCUCUGCAAGCGUGGAAGGCAGCCAGAAGCUCACCGCUCUCUUCCAAACGCUUCGUCAGCGACCCAUCGGCAGCGCCUCGAACACGGCUCGUCAUAUGAGGGGCGUGCUCUUGAGCAAGGACGGCGGCCGCCGUGGCGGAGAAAACGGCAAAGGCGAGGAGGAGGAGGUGGCGGAUGAGGGGGAGGAUAAGCCCGAGGACUGGAUUGUGCCACGCACAUGCCUCUUUGUGCUCAUCAUGAUCGCCAUCACGGUGGUGUUGUAUCAACUGGCGCGGCCGAGCGGCACCCAUACGGGAUGGGCCUCGUUGAACAAGCGCGCUGGUGAGAUCAAGGAGGCAGUGCUGUACGAGAACUACCUGCAGGUGUACAUGGACGACGCCAAGGUGUACUUGGGGCUUGUGAACGACCACGACACGCAGAGUCACAUGGACGAGCUGGCGGAUAACUACCGCGCCGCUCGGCAGCAGGUCUGGAAGUCGGAGCAUCAGCAGAGCGAGAAAACGACCCCCGCAGACGGUGAAAAGCACGAGCAUGGUAGCAAGCUGCCCACGGCCGCCGACAAGCCCGCGGAGCUGGAGUUGACCAUGAAGGGGCGCCCUUUUUCCGAGACGGCACUCAUCGGCGUCGGCGCGUUUGCCUGGGUUGUGCCCUUUAUCUUCUUUCCGGUGUUUGUCAUGUUCCUUUCUCAGUAUAUUGGCAAGUCGAUGAGCUACGCGGUGGAGGCGACGAAGGGGAAGACGAAGGCGAAGGAGAUGAUCUUCCGCGUCGAGACGGCGUCGAACACGCGCUUCCGCGACAUUGCAGGGAUGAAGGAGCCAAAGAAGGAGAUCACCGAGAUUGUGGACUUCCUGCGCCACCCGGAGCGGUACACAAAGCUCGGUGCCAAGAUCCCGACCGGCGCCAUCCUGCUCGGGCCCCCCGGCACUGGAAAGACGCUACUCGCGAAAGCUGUGGCGGGAGAGAGCGGGGUCGGCUUCAUCCCGGCGAUCGGCUCUGACUUCGUUGAGCUCUACGUGGGCAUGGGUGCACUGCGGGUGCGGCAGCUGUUCAAGGAGGCGCGCAAGCAGCGCUGCAUCAUCUACAUUGACGAAAUUGAUGCAAUAGGCCUGAAGCGGCAAGGAGCCGGCCACGGCGAAAAGCAAGAGCAGGAGCAGACCCUAAACGAGCUACUCACUCAGCUGGACGGUUUCAGCACCGGGCGACGCGGCGAUGUGAUGGUGCUCGCCUCCAGCAACGUGGCGCAGGAGGCGCUGGACCCGGCCCUCAUCCGCCCCGGCCGGUUUGACCGCAUCAUCCACGUCGACACACCAGUCAUCUCCGAGCGCAUCGACAUCUUCAAGGUCCACCUCAGCAAACUGAAGCUCACCUCCGACAACACGUGCGGCGACCCUUCUGCGGCGACGACAGCAACGACUGAAGCAGCGGAUGGGGCAGCAGGAGGCGUUGAUGCUCCAACUGCGCCGCCAUUAGCGUCGCCGGCUUCCACGGAGACGAGUCUCGUUCUGUCGCAGGUGAAGACGGAGGAGCACGAGACCGAGGAGGAGCUCAAACGAAAGGAUGACACGAUCGCAGGAGUGUCGACGGAGGCCAAAGGAAUCUCAUCAGACAGCCCCAGCAGCAACAACAGCGCUUACGAGUUCGACUUUCGCUCCCUUCUCAUACAGAAGUCUGAGAGGGAGCGGAGGUUGAUUGAUGCGUACGCGCAGCGCAUGAGCAACCUCUGCCCCGGCUUCGUUGGUGCUGACAUCGCGAAUGUCUGCAACGAAGGUGCCAUCCUCGCCGCGCGGGAGGGGGCCGACCACGUGAACAUCAGCCACCUCGAGCGUUCCAUUGACCGCGUGCUCGCCGGAAUUGAGCACCGCAGCCGUGUGCUCUCGGAUUUCGAAAAGAACGUCGUUGCGCACCACGAGGCGGGUCACGCCGUGGCUGGCUGGUUCCUCCACCGCGCCGAUCCGCUGAUGAAGGUGUCCAUCGUCCCACGCGGCGGAUCGGCGCUGGGCUACGCGCAGUAUCUGCCGAACGAGAACUUUACACGCACGGCGAAAGAGAUUCGCGACUCGAUCAGCGUGACGCUCGGCGGGCGAGCGGCUGAGCAGAUCUUCUUCAACCACCUCUCCACUGGCGCCUCAGACGACCUCCGCAAGGUGGCCAAAAUGGCCUAUCAGUACGUCUCGUCUUUCGCCCCCGGCUCCGUGUAUCCACCGCCUGGCAGCAACAGCACGCGCUUGGUAAAGCCGUUUGGCGUGGACAAGGCGAAUGAUUUUGAUCGGCGUGCGAAAGCCCUCGUGGACGAGGUCUACGCUGACACGCUGGCAUUGCUGACGAAGCACAAGGACGACAUGAAGAAGCUGGCUGACCAUCUUCUGAAACAUGAGCUGCUCACCUACGCGGACGUCGUGCACUACCUCGGCGAGCGCACCACUCGGCAGACCGACAGAAAGAAGGGCGUCUAG